AAAGAAGAAAGGAUCGAAAGAGAAAAUUAAGUAAAACAAGUGUCCCCACUUCACUUCACAGCAGUUGUCGCCGGCGCCACUUCCGCCGCCUUAAGUCCUCGACGAUCACGACCCAUCAACCCCACCGCCAACCUCUGAUCCCUCUUCAUCUUUCAGGGAUAUGAUGACAGGUGGUCGAGUUAAACUGAAGGGAUGGCAGCAGGCUGCUGUGGCAGUUGGAUCAGCUGUUGGAGCGUUGUUGGAUCCGCGAAGAGCUGAUUUGAUAGCUGCUCUCGGGGAGACGACUGGAAAGCCUGCAUUUGAAAGGGUUCUUGAGAGAAUGAAGAGGAGCCCAGAAGGCAGGGCUGUACUACUGGAGCGCCCUCGUGUCAUCUCUGCUAACGUAGGGCAUGCAUGGGACCUUCCACCAAACACAUUUGGUGCUGCAUAUGCUAAGUUUAUGGGAUCCAGAAAUUUCUCUCCUGAUGACAGGCCACCUGUCAGGUUCAUGGAAACAGAAGAGAUAGCGUAUGUUGCAGCACGCGCUCGUGAAGUGCAUGACUUCUGGCACACCCUGUUUGACCUACCUACCAAUUUGAUUGGCGAAUCAGCGCUGAAGGUCAUAGAAUUUGAACAGAUGCUUCUCCCCAUGUGUGCCCUAUCUGUUGCAGGGGGUACUGCUCGAUUCAGCCCAAGUCAGAGGAGUUUGUUCUACCAGCAUUACUUCCCUUGGGCUCUCCGGGCAGGCGUGAAAUGCACUGAUCUGAUGUGUUUGUAUUAUGAGCGCCAUUUUGAUGAGGACUUGGAAGAUGUUCGUAGGAGAUGGGGAAUCAUUCCCGCUCCUCCACCCCCACCACGUGCAGCCUGAAAUCAACAUGUGCUGCAUCUUACCACCAGAGUUCUUCCCAUUUAAAAUAAGGCAAAGAGCUUUUCUUUUUUAACAAAAUUUAGUAUCCUUUCUGAUUUUGUAAUCGUAAUUUUAUGUGUUGAUAGCUUCUUUUGUGAUA
Messenger RNA from Salvia hispanica, 986 nucleotides. RefSeq names its product coenzyme Q biosynthesis Coq4 family protein / ubiquinone biosynthesis Coq4 family protein. Lineage: Eukaryota; Viridiplantae; Streptophyta; Magnoliopsida; Lamiales; Lamiaceae. Gene Ontology annotation, biological process: ubiquinone biosynthetic process. The record is from RefSeq and is a predicted model, not a curated record. Gene Ontology annotation, cellular component: mitochondrial inner membrane.